Messenger RNA from Ornithodoros turicata, 4310 nucleotides. RefSeq names its product nucleolysin TIAR-like. NCBI's taxonomy places the organism in Eukaryota, Metazoa, Arthropoda, Arachnida, Ixodida, Argasidae. The coding region runs from base 176 to 1345 and encodes 389 amino acids. Gene Ontology annotation, cellular component: nucleus; cytoplasm; ribonucleoprotein complex. The record is from RefSeq and is a predicted model, not a curated record. Gene Ontology annotation, molecular function: mRNA binding. The transcript is spliced from 9 exons.
GCUUGGCGGUCCGAGGUGAUUGGCGCGCUCUCUCCCCCUCUGGGUCCCGCGCUUGAAAUCCUGGCGUCGGUCGUGUGCGAUCGGUUCUGCUGGUGCGCCGCCGGGCACGGUGGCAUUGGUUGCGGCGGUGGCAACUUCCUCAUUCUGCCCUACGUGCCCCAGGUAAGCGGUCGCCAUGUUCGUUAAUGUGAACGGCUGUGCCGUGCCCCUCGGACUGUCCACGACGCACGCCGCCGCCGCCGCUGCGCUCCGGGGCUGCGGCGUCGGAACCUGCGGACUCGCCGCCGCGCCUCCAGCCCCGGACAUUGUGCCCCUGCUCCAGGAGAUGAAGGUAAACUGGGCAACAUCUCCCGGCAACACACCGAAAUUGGACACUAGCAAACACUAUCAUAUUUUCGUUGGAGAUCUGAGUCCUGAAAUAGAAACAACUCAACUUAGGGAUGCCUUCGCGCCCUUUGGAGAAAUAUCAGAUUGCAGAGUGGUCCGCGACCCACAAACGCUCAAGUCGAAAGGCUACGGCUUCGUGUCCUUUGUCAAGAAAGCGGACGCUGAAAAUGCAAUAUCCACUAUGAAUGGCCAAUGGCUUGGCAGCAGAGCCAUCAGGACUAAUUGGGCUACGCGCAAACCACCGGCUAACCGGACUCAGAACGAAGUUGAUGUUUCUGCAAACACGAAGCCGCUGACAUUUGAUGACGUCUACAAUCAGUCAAGCCCUACCAACUGCACAGUGUACUGUGGUGGCAUCACUCAAGGUUUGACAGGUAAUGCUAAUUUGCUCGGCGUUCUGCUGUUUACAAUUGCGCUACAUUGCCCAUUGUCUUUUCCAGAGGAAUUAAUGCAGAAGACCUUUAAUUCAUUCGGUGCCAUCCAAGAAAUACGAGUUUUCAAAGACAAGGGAUAUGCAUUUGUAAGAUUUGCAACCAAAGAAGCUGCAACACAUGCAAUAGUGGCAACCCACAAUUCUGACAUAAAUGGACAGACUGUGAAAUGCUCCUGGGGAAAGGAGGCAGGGGACCCUAACAACCAGCAGCAGCCCCAAGUAAGUUCGGACAAGAACUUGGCUGCCCAGUACUCGUACCCCUACCAGCAGAUGGGCUAUUGGUAUCCGCAAGCAGGCUACCCUCAAGUACAGGGACAGUUCAUGCAGGGAGUUCAGUACCCUUACGGACAAUACUAUGGACAAGGAUUUGGUUCCAGGAGCGUGGGCAUGCAGAUGGCGUGGCAGGGCAUUCCAGGCCAGCCCCAGAUGGCUGCUGCCGCUGCUGCCCAAACCCCAAUGGGGCAAGGCUUGCAGCAGCCAGGCAUGAUUGGUGCCUACCCUAUGCAACAGUACCAAGCUCAGUAAGCGGGAAGGAAAGGAUGACAGCAGGCGACGGUCAUUAUCUAUAUACAUUUUGCAAGUAUAUGUUCCAAGGGAUGAUACAAGACUGCUGAACUGUACCCUUUGGGGGUAACCGUAUUGUGACCUCUUGUUUGCUUCCCACACUUUCUUUCUCUUGCCAGCUUGGUUUCUCAGAUUUGUCUCCUUGAUAGCCUCGGAAUUGUUGGUAGAAAAAGGUUCAGCCAAUCUCUCACUUAAGCAACCCUGUUCCUCUCACAGCUAUCACCUUGUGGUGACUUCCAUCGAGUGUUUGUUGCAAUGAACAGCGGUUGGCCCGUGUAAUGCCACUGGGCGAGCUGUCAGGACUUUCACAGAAUCACCAUUGAAAAAAAAAAAAAAAAGAUAUUUGAGCUGGUUAGUGGUCAACUGUACACAUAUUCUCCCAUUUUUCCUGUAGUUGCUUAGCAAUGGUCAGUGUGUAACUGGUAGAAAGAGAUAUAUGCUCAAGUGGAGCCACACUGACAGAAGCUGUACUGGAGCAAUGUUGGAUGAAUGUUUUGUUUAAUACUUCUUGGGUUCCAAUGCUGUCCUGUUAUGUAUGUGUCAGGUGUGUUCUGUUUUGUGUCCAAACUGGAGAAGAAAGAAGUAUGUUCACUGUAGAGAGGCAGGGUGACAGUUGCUCUUGAAUGUGGUGCUCAAGGCAGAAGUAAAUGUUGGUACUUCUACAUCAGCCAGGCAAAUACAUAAAUUAUUGUUAGCUUGUUUAUCAUUGAAUUGCUCAGGUUAAGAUGCUAGGAUGAGGUCAUGAGCGCAUUAUACCUCCAAGACAUCGAAACCCCUCUUGCAAAGCGCACCUUUUCUUCUUCAUUUUGCAAGCAAGCUGAACCCCUGGACAGUGCCACAUACUUUUGGUGGAAGUAUGACAGAGCAUUUGUUGUCAUUGUAGGAAGGUGUAUGUGCUCGAAGAUGUACCAAUGAAGGAAGACAAACAUUAUCUAAAUUAAUAUUGGUGCCACCUCCAAGGGUUGUCAAACUUUCUUUGCAUUUGUGGAUUACACUCUCUUAAGAGCCAAGUGAAAAGAGUAGGUGUGCAUAAGUCAUUUGCAUGCCCACACUUUUUCACUUUUUCUGAAGCAUCAUCCUCCAUCUUCUCCAACAUGGACCCUAACCAGCUGUUUUAUGUUGCAUAUGGAAAUUGUAAAGACGCUCUGAAAGAUGGGCUUUAUGUUGUCUGUAGAUGCUUGGCAAUUUGACAGUCAUUGCUACUUCAUGUCAUGACACACUUUGAAAUUGUUAAAUUUUGUUUAAAUUUUUACAUCAUUGCGCAUGUUGCAAUACUGUUGGCAUAAAUUAUUGUAUACACCCCAAAACAACUUAGCAUCGUGCAUGUGCAGUGUUUCAUGGCUGUUUUCUUACUACCAGUUAAAUUGGAAUACAAUAAUCAAGCCCAUCUUACAACAUAGCAGUCAUUAAGAUAUUUAGUUCUUUUCCUAACAAACUUGACUGUGGAUCCCUAAUGGUGCCAUGGGGUGCCCCUAAAUGAGGAUGAAAGGACAAAGAUUGUGCAUUUUGCUGCUAGACUGUUAAGUGUUGUUUUGCAGUUUAUUAAAGACGUGGCUGCGAGGAAUCCCUUCUUGCUGCUGAAUUGAUGAAUUGAGCACGUGAAAACAGUGUGAGUGUUUGGUUUCCAGAUCCGGAAAUAAGUUGAUGUGGAAUAAAAGCCCUGCAAACCAGCUGUACUGUAAUUUCUGUUGGGUGACACAUUUCCCCGCAAUAGUUUUCAUUGUUUGCAGUGUUGUGGUGGUGGACCACUGGGUUUGAUGCUGUAUUCCCAUCCUAACAUAACACUUCACUCAAGGUAGGCUGUGGCUUAGAGAUCUUUAGAUGUAGUAGUAUGCUGUCAGCUCUAUGGAGAUGAGUAAAACAUAGGCUUGAGUAAGCCAUACUGUAGCUUGGUUAGCUGAUGCAUAACAGAUCAUUAAUCAUUUUGUAUGAAAGUGAUUCUAGUUGUCAUGUGCAGCAUUUUCAAUGAAAUUGUUGCAAGUGCUCUGCUCUCUCUUGCCUGUAGUCAAAUCAGAAUCAACCAUGGAUAUCUAGCUAUUAGAGAAAGCAGUUUGUGUGUGUUUGGGGGGAUGAAUGGUGUGUUACACCAAAAGUCGACAUAAAUGGCACCCACAAAUCACAUGCUCUUAGCUGUAUAUUUAAAUACCUAUAUAUACACACAGACAUACAGAGAACUGCUGUUUCAUUUUGAUGGUCGUCUAUUUUUCAUACGCGACUUGUAUACACGUUGGGUGCUUUGUUUUAGUAACAUUUUACCAAACGGACUGAAGAACGUGUAAAUACAAUGCAGUAUAAUUUCCAGCUGACACCCCUGUGAAACGCAGUGUGAAAGAAGUUUUUACUGUUGACUAAACCAGUAAACAAAAUGCAAUCCCCGAGGGACGGCAAACUUUUUUUCCCAAGUGUUUGGUGGAACAAAAACUUGAGAGGAGGGCACUUUUCUACCUUGGGAAGUUUUUGCUACAACUGUUUUGGUCAAGACCAAACAAGCUGUGUGUUGGACUGGUGGAGUAGUGCUGCCACCACAAAGUGUUUGGAAUUCAGUUGUUUGUAUGUGUAAACCUGUCAUAACGUGCUUAGACAGACUGUUGGUGCGCCUUAGGAUAUUGUUGAGUAUAUAUUCAUGUAUAUAUAUAACAGAAAAACAUGGCAGCGGAAGACGAACCCUGGUCCCAAACCCCAUCCACCUUAUGUAUACAUAUAACCAAGUCCGUAGUCACACAAGUUAUAGUCUGCUUGUAACAAAUGCUGAACUUUUCCUAGUGAGUAGUGUCAUUGAACGGGCUAUUCAAGGAGCAUAGCUGCAGAGCCUAUCAAGAAAUAACCUGCGAUCUGGGGUGAGAAAACAGGUGUGUUGAUGUUCAAUGCCAAAAUCCUUCAUGUGUCCCCCAGCUCGAAUAAAUCCCUGGCUGUUUGAUGAUUUGGA